Messenger RNA from Meriones unguiculatus (Mongolian gerbil), 2706 nucleotides. It is a transcript of the gene Rpe, whose product is annotated as ribulose-5-phosphate-3-epimerase. The coding region runs from base 314 to 796 and encodes 160 amino acids. The transcript has 7 exons. The record is from RefSeq and is a predicted model, not a curated record. Gene Ontology annotation, cellular component: cytosol. Gene Ontology annotation, biological process: pentose-phosphate shunt; carbohydrate metabolic process; pentose-phosphate shunt, non-oxidative branch. NCBI's taxonomy places the organism in Eukaryota, Metazoa, Chordata, Mammalia, Rodentia, Muridae. Gene Ontology annotation, molecular function: D-ribulose-phosphate 3-epimerase activity; metal ion binding.
GGCGGAGCCAGAGCGGCGCGCCCAAUCGGGACGUAGUCUUGGCUGGCCCCGGGCUCUCGUGGGCUCACUCGCUCUAGGGAACCGGCACCAUGGCGUCGGGCUGCAAGAUCGGCCCCUCCAUCCUCAACAGCGACCUGGCCAACCUGGGGGCCGAGUGCCUGCGCAUGCUGGACUCGGGGGCCGACUACCUGCACCUGGAUGCACCCUGCUCUUCAGGGAGGUCAGUUUUUUGCAUUUUGUUCCCAACAUCACUUUUGGUCACCCCGUGGUUGAAAGCCUCCGGAAGCAGCUAGGCCAGGACCCUUUCUUUGAUAUGCACAUGAUGGUAUCUAGGCCAGAACAGUGGGUAAAACCAAUGGCUGUGGCAGGUGCCAAUCAAUAUACCUUUCAUCUUGAAGCAACUGAGAACCCAGGGGCUUUGAUUAAAGACAUCCGGGAGAAUGGGAUGAAGGUUGGCCUGGCCAUCAAACCGGGAACUACAGUUGAAUAUUUGGCCCCAUGGGCUAAUCAAAUAGAUAUGGCCUUGGUAAUGACUGUAGAGCCUGGGUUUGGAGGGCAGAAAUUCAUGGAAGAUAUGAUGCCCAAGGUUCACUGGCUGAGGACCCAGUUCCCAACUCUGGAUAUAGAGGUCGACGGUGGAGUAGGUCCUGACACUGUUCAAAAGUGUGCAGAGGCAGGAGCUAACAUGAUUGUGUCUGGCAGUGCCAUUAUGAGGAGUGACGACCCCAGAUCUGUUAUCAACUUACUAAGAAAUGUUUGCUCGGAAGCUGCUCAGAAACGUUCUCUCGAUCGAUGAAGCCACAAGGAACCUGGUUUCUGUUCAUGAAACCUUUUUUAUUGGAAAAGAGGAAUAUUGACUACCAAAUCACAUUGCAAUCGAAGCAGUGCUGCAUUCCAGAGAUUAAAAUCAAUUGGGCAGGAUGUUCAAGAGGUUAGAAAUAACUACCUUUUUAGUGAUGCCAUUUAGAGAUUAGCGUGAUGAGAAAUAUUCGUGUUUAUACUGGGAGGAUGGUUUUUGUAAAGAGUAAAAAUACGGUUUUGUUAAGAUUAGACAGAAAUACGUCUUAAUGCCUAAAGAGGAAAAUUAGCUACUAUGACAAACAUUUUUCUGUAUUUUUACAAAAAGUGUUCUGUUGUUUCCCCAGUUUAUCCCUAAAGCAAAUGACGUGCAUCUUCUGUUUCAUGUCAUUUGUGAUUUGCUGAGACGCCUGAGAGAGUGAAUGGAAGGGGCUAAAAUUAGAAGCUUUGGGGGGGUGGCAUGUCACGGCCUGGCAUCUGAAACAUUUUUAAUCUUACACUUGGUUUAUGAACAACUAUAAAAUAAUGUAUGAAGCCUAGGGUUUCUGAAAUGCAAGCACAGACUUUAUCAAGGUAUUUUCUUUGUCAUAGCAGACUACUCGAUAAUUCCUUCCUGCCCCUGAUCUCACAGUAUUAUGUGAAAUAAUACUGUUGUUAGCUGGGAGCAGAAAGAAACCGAAGUCUGCCUUGGAAGCUCCACUGGGUUGAAUGCCAAGUUGGACCCAUUCUAGCUCUUUGAUCUUAGUAAAAUCAUCCAACCUAUUUUCACUAUAAACUCUUAAAUAUGUUGAAUGGAACCAUAACUACUGAGUUUGAGACUUAAAAGCAUAACAUAAUAUUGGAAAGCGUAUAGUUCUACGCUUAGACUGUAGAGGAUUCUCCACAAAUGGCAAGCAUUUUUUUUUUAUCUGUUUUGUGAGUUAUUAAGCACUUUGGAAUAAUCCCAUUAAUUCCUAGAUUAUCCAGUAAUUGUUAGAGCAGCUAUUUUUGUCCUAUCUUAAGACUAAAGAAAGUGGAGAUCUGCAGUGGGCUGGUACAUAGAGAGGGUCCAGUAAAAAGCAGUUUUCUGGUAUGUGCUACUUCUUUGACUACAAACAGCUCCUGGGGUAGGUUAAAAAAAAAAGAUUUUUACUUUUUUUAUUUUUAGUGUAACUUUACCCUGUAGUAGAAACAGAGUGAGACAAGAAAACUCUGGAAAUACAGAUUUUGACCCCAAAGGUGUGUGUGUGUGUAUACACACACAUACUUAAAUAUGUGUAUCUGUAUUAUAUAUAUAUAUAUAUACAUAUAUAUAUAUAUACAUGCAUACAUACAUAUAUAUAUAUACAUAUAUAUAUAUACAUAUAUAUAUAUAUAUAUACAUGCAUACAUACAUACAUGUAAUUUCUAAGAAAGAAGUAGGCUAAGAAGUGAUGGGAUGCAGACUUAAUCCAUAAAUAAGUAUUAAUGACCAUGUGCUCAGUGACCAAGAAACUAAAAAUACGUAUUAGCCACUUCACUUUCACUCUUGAACAUGAGAAGAACACAACCUGUAUCACUAGAUUUCUUCAGGCUACCAUGAGUUUUGAGAAAUAAGGUUUAAAAACAAAGAACACUGACAAAUAGGUAUGGAAUAGAGCUUGCUUGGGUUUUUCCCUGCCCUAUAAGAUAAAAGUUUAUUAAUACCUGUGGGGUGUUUUUGUUUUUUUUUUUUUUAGCUUAUGAAAGGUUUGUGCCAUGAAUAAUAGCAUUUAAUCAAAUCACACAAUACAAGGCAUAUAGAAAUAACUUUAAUUAAAAAACUAUGUAAAAGAUUAUAAUAUCAGUCAUGACAAAGAUUUGAAUUUACUUGCUGGGACAACUUGUAUUUUUCUGGCUUUUGUUAUCUUUUUCUUUAAAAAUAAAUGUACAGUAAAACUAUAAGCAAAA